AUGCCUGUGCCUUUGUCUUGCUUUUACCUUUGCCCUUGCCCCUUGUUCUCCCUCCCUCGCCCCUUGUUUUCCUCCACCUGCUGCUGCCCGCCGAUUGCCCUCCUCGUCCCGACCUUCAAGCUUCACCCUCGCCCUUCACCCCCCCUCGCCCUUUGCCCUCGCCCUUCACCACCACCCUUCACCGCUGCCCUUCGCCUCCUGCCCAGCACCCACCUGCCCAGCACCCACCUGCCCAGCACCCACCAGCAGCAGCUCAAACACAAGGGAGAGCACGAGGAGGGGAACGAGCCCCGAACAACGAGCGAGGAACGAGCCCAACGAGCGAGGAACGAGCCCAACGAGCGAGGAACGAGCCCAACGAGCGAGGAACGAGCCCAACGAGUGAGGAACGGUCCGAACGAGCAGAGGAGGGGCGGAGGGAGUGGAGGAGGGUCCCAUGAGAGGCGAAUGGAGAGCACGGAGGGGGCGGAAGGGUACAGUGGGCGCCGAACGAGCACCGGAGGGGCAGAGGGUACCUGCCGAGCAGAGGAGGGGGCGGGGGGACCACCUGUCCCCCUGAGCAGAAACAGCGCAUCAUAG
Messenger RNA from Cyclocybe aegerita, 579 nucleotides. NCBI's taxonomy places the organism in Eukaryota, Fungi, Basidiomycota, Agaricomycetes, Agaricales, Hemipholiotaceae. The record is from the annotation of a GenBank genome assembly.